Molecule: messenger RNA, 276 nt
Organism: Mesocestoides corti
Lineage: Eukaryota; Metazoa; Platyhelminthes; Cestoda; Cyclophyllidea; Mesocestoididae
Source: the annotation of a GenBank genome assembly
AUGAUGAUGAUGAUGAUGGUGGUGGUGGUGGUGGUUUUCGAUUCCCAUCACUUCCCGUUGACAACUACCAAGCGUUUUGCAAUAAUCUUUCCUCUCGUCUCAUCACUGGAGUCCCUCUUUUCUCAACAUGACCGCAUCUCUCAACUUUCAUCGGCCUUGACUUUUUACUCUGCCUUGGACUCCUCGACUCUCAACGACCUUACGAUCCGGCGUCAUGCACAACGUUUCCGAUUCGCACUUCUAGAAACCACAAUUGUUGAUGGGAUCGUCUUCUAG